This is a messenger RNA of Cordyceps fumosorosea ARSEF 2679, 954 nucleotides long. RefSeq lists its product as hypothetical. NCBI's taxonomy places the organism in Eukaryota, Fungi, Ascomycota, Sordariomycetes, Hypocreales, Cordycipitaceae. The record is from RefSeq and is a predicted model, not a curated record. The coding region runs from base 1 to 954 and encodes 317 amino acids. The transcript has 2 exons.
AUGAAUGAGCAAGCGACAAUCCUCGACAAACACGGAGACGUAAAAGUCCGGCUGAAAGGCCAAGUGCCCGGCGCGACCACGUACACCGUGUGUUCCCGCGCUCUGGCGCGCGCCUCACCAGUCUUACGCGCCGAGAUGCGCCAUCACCGCGCUGCGAACGACAAAGACGCGGUCCUGCAAAUUUGCGGCAGCGACGACGAGUCCCUGGCCGUGUUUCUCAACAUUGCGCACUCGCGGUUCCUGGCCGUUCCUCGCACGCUCACCGUCACUCAGAUGCACAACCUCACGACCCUGAUGUCCGCUUACAAGUGCACGGCGAUGCUCGCGCCCUGGAUCGACUCGUGGAUGCCCGCAGCGCAGGGCACCGUGCGCAGGAGCGACAUCUUCGCCAUGUUUUGGGUGUACUGGGAUCUUGGUCUGCGAGAUGAGCUGCGGAAAAUGGCACAUCGUGUGGUAGUCGAGCUGGACACCAACGAAGUUGCCGUUCAAAGCACUCGCCUUGGGAGAAGAAGCUCAAAAACAACCGCAGUCAUGGACCGCCUGUCCCAGAUCCGCUCGCGAUCCUUGCAGGCCCUCCUCGCGACGACCAGCGACGUGCUCGAGAGGCUGCUCGUCCUGGAGGUCAGCCCGCGAUGGUCCCGCCUCGGCGCCGUGCGGGGCGGAACCGACCCGGGGCGCUGCCGGCUGGCGACGUGCGCGCGGUUACGAUCGCUGCUGCAGGCGGCGGCGCUGUGGCCGCUGCCCGAAGCCGCAGACGUGCGGGAGAGCGUGGUGGAGGUGUACUCGAAGCUGGCGGCGGCGAUAGGUCAUGAUCACAUGGGCUGCGAGGCCGGGCGGUUCUGGUGUAGAAGGAUGCAGGAGGCGCUUAACGCGGAGCUGGACCUGGUUGGGACGUUGUAUGAGGACUAUGCAGAUGUAUCGGAGGCGGUCGUUUCACAAGCUCUGCGUGGUUGA